This is a messenger RNA of Coregonus clupeaformis (lake whitefish), 3744 nucleotides long. RefSeq names its product alpha-1,3-mannosyl-glycoprotein 4-beta-N-acetylglucosaminyltransferase A (gene mgat4a). The record is from RefSeq and is a predicted model, not a curated record. Gene Ontology annotation, biological process: protein N-linked glycosylation. Gene Ontology annotation, cellular component: Golgi stack; endoplasmic reticulum; endoplasmic reticulum-Golgi intermediate compartment. Gene Ontology annotation, molecular function: acetylglucosaminyltransferase activity. The coding region runs from base 868 to 2469 and encodes 533 amino acids. The transcript is spliced from 16 exons. Lineage: Eukaryota; Metazoa; Chordata; Actinopteri; Salmoniformes; Salmonidae.
UGUGUGUGCUGUGCAGCAGUAUAGCUAGCUAGCUCAGCAGCCAGUUUUGGAGUCUAAUCAGAAGACAGGUAGCUAGCAGUGAAGCUAGCUAUAUAUAGCCUGCCAGCUACUAGUGUAUGAGUUAAACAUUUUAAUGAAUCUCUUUAACCUUAUCUUGCGAGGGGAUGUGAUAACUAGCUAAGCUAAGGUCUAUGAAGAAGCACAUCCACAUCUUGGGCUGAUUCCCAGCAGACUAUCGCCCUCUACCCUCCAUCCGCUAAAUGUGCCAGCUAGCUAGCUACUUGUUUUGCUACCUUAUAACUUACGUCAGUGCUUGCUGCUUGCUAACUUUGCACAGCUGAAAAUAAAUAUCUAGUUAAUGCAGAUAUUCUCUUCUAGUCAAACCAGUUGGUUAUGUUUGCUCUUGAGUAAUCUGAGUGCAGAAGUUUAAGGAGCCGUGUCGUCAACACUUCUGUUCAGGAUCUUUCAUUUCUCCUAAUCACUUUGUGCAGUGAGUGGAGGGGAAUAAUCGCACCGCCCAACCAUGCUCACAUUUAAAAAAGGAAGAGCUGCCUCGUGAUUUACCACCCUCAAGCGAGCGAGCAUCAUCAGCCACAGAGCGAGAGGAGUGAUCAUCAGUCAGUCACUGAGACGACGCUGAGGACUCGUCGCGGCAGACUGGGACAGAGGUAGAGAGACGUCCAUUCACCUUUCCAGCUAGCUUGCUUCUCAAACCUCCUCGCUUCCUUCCUACGUUCCCCCGGUACUACCCGAGGCGAGCAACCGUAUUCACGCGCCUCCGCCUGGACCGACAACCCUGAAGGCAGAGAGCGAGAGGCACCGCAGCCCCGGGUCCCCGCGCUUCGUGGAGAGAAUCGCUGAAAUGAGAUGAGGCUCAGAAAUGGAACGGUUGCUACUGCGAUCAUUUUCUUCACGUCGUUUCUCAGCCUGUCUUGGUACACAGCCUGGCAGAAUGGCAAAGAGAAGUUGGUAGCGUACCAGAGGGAGUUCCAUGCCCUGAAAGAGCGCCUCCGUGUGGCUGAGCACCGGACCCUGCAACGAUCCUCAGAGCUCAACAACAUCCUGGAGCAGUUCAGACGGGCCAUUGCAGAGACCAACGGCAGCAAGGAUGCUCUCACUAACUUCUCAGAUGAGACCCAGAAGCUGCUGAAGGAGCUGGCAAGUAGGAAGCCUCUCCAGGUGCCAAACAUCUACCACCACCUGCCUCACCUGCUCAAGAAUGAGGGUAGCCUGCACCCGGCUGUCCAGGUCGGCCUGGGCCGCACCGGAGUCUCCAUGGUGAUGGGUAUUCCUACCGUAAAGCGGAAAGUGAAGUCGUACCUGGCUGAGACGCUGCACUCGCUCGUCAACAAGCUCUCACCUGAGGAGAAACUUGACUGUGUCAUCAUCGUCUUUGUAGGAGAGACGGACAGGGAAUACGUCCAAAGCGUGGUGACCGGACUGGAGAAAGAGUUUUCUACAGAGUUCAGUUCAGGUCUGUUGGAGCUGAUUUCUCCUCCUGCCAGCUACUACCCUGAUCUCAAAGACCUCAAAGAGACCUUCGGAGACUCCAGAGAGAGGGUCAGAUGGCGGACCAAGCAGAAUCUGGACUAUUCCUUCCUCAUGAUGUAUGCUGUGAGCAAAGGAGUCUACUAUGUCCAGUUGGAGGAUGACAUUGUGGCCAAGCCCAACUACUUUGCCACCAUGAAGAACUUUGCCCUGCAGCUCUCCUCCGAAGACUGGAUGAUCCUCGAGUUCUCCCAGCUUGGCUUCAUCGGUAAGAUGUUCCAGGCUCCAGAUCUCAACCUGAUAGUAGAGUUUAUCCUCAUGUUCUAUAAGGAGAAGCCCAUUGAUUGGCUACUGGACCACAUCCUCUGGGUCAAAGUGUGUAAUCCGGAGAAAGACGCGAAGCACUGUGAGAGGCAGAAGUCCAGUCUGCGUGUGCGGUUCAGGCCCUCUCUCUUUCAACAUGUGGGGCUGCACUCCUCUCUGGCCGGAAAGAUCCAGAAACUCACUGAUAAGGACUUCCUGAAGCCCCUGCUCCAUAAGAUCCACGUGAACCCGCCUGCUGAGGUGUCCACGUCUCUCAAGGUGUACCAGGGUCACACGUUGGAGAAGACCUACUUGGGAGAAGACUUCUUCUGGGCCAUCAACCCUACUGCUGGAGACUACGUCCUCUUCAAGUUUGACAAGCCUGUCAGCAUAGAGAGGUUCCUGUUCCGCAGUGGGAACCAGGAACACCCUGGGGACAGGAUAGAGAACACCACUGUAGAUAUACUGCCCUUCUCGGAAACUGGACCAAAGUCCAAAGAGAAGUACAAGCGAACUGAUGACCGCUUCUACAGAAUUGGUCAGUUUGCGAAGGGUGUGGCGGAGGGGGUUGUAGACGCCGCCUUCAACCCGGUGGUGGCGCUGCGUCUCUCUGUCGUCAAAGACUCGGCUGUCUGGGCCAUCCUCAGCGAGAUCCACAUAAAGAGGACAGCAGGCUGACAUGAGGCAGGGGGCCACAUCAAUCCUGGCCCCCGGCCCCGGGGUGCUCGCAGACGCACCUAAAACUGACUGCCCAGGAGCCUUCUGCCGCCUAGCAACCAGCAGUGACAUCAUCAGAGUUGACCAGAGCCGCUCCUCUCAGGGUUUCUGUCUAAGGGCUCUGUCACUCUGAUCGCUCUCUCUCUCUUUCUGUCUAUCCUUUCCUCACUCUCUUGCUCUCUUUUUGCGUGAACGUGAAUACUACUUUACAAAAAAGAGACAGAUAUUAAAAUAUCAGAAGGAAUUGGGUGUGUCCUGAAGAAAUCCGUUCCCAGAUAUGACUGUCGAGGUAACUGUGUGUUACACAGAUGGCUUGUGACUAGGAGAGGCACACAGUGAUUGGAGAUUUGGGACACACCUCACCUGAUCUGAGAGGCUGAUGUCACCAGGACACUGGUGUUGUAGAUGCUGCUCACUGCUCCAUGUGCUCUCUGUCUCCGCCUCUCUGGUCUGUUCCACUGGGGUAUUGCACUGUCACUGGAGCCAUAGUGGAGCCCCCUGCUGGUGACUGAAGAAUGGCUCCAUCAGCCUCAAGAACCUGUUGCUUUUUGUUCUUUUCCACAGAGUUGUGUGUUUUAGCUAAACAGCAGGUAAUAAAUAGACAAGUUGUUAGUCUUUCUUAGGGUGAGGAUAAUUGCCUUUAUUACUUUAUUCUUUUGAAGGGGAUUACAAUGACGAUGGCAAACAAAGUGGAAAACUAAAUGUGGUUCCCCAUCUUUAAAGUGACAGGUCUGCCAAACUAUGCCCUGGGUAGAAGUCAUCCAUAGGCGCAGAUCUAGGAUCAGCUUACCUUGCUCAAGUCCCAACCCAAACCAUUCUGGGCCAAACACCUGAAACCUACCUAAGAUCUGUGUUUGAUGUCAUUGAUACCAUUCCACUAAUUCAGCUCCAGCCAUUACCACGAGCCCGUCCUCCCCAAUUAAGGUGCCACCAACCUCCUGUGGUUUCAUUUUAUUCCAUGAAGAAUCUUUGUGACUGAAGGAAACCAUAUCUAUCUCUCUACUUCCUGUUUGACAGGAAGUCAGGCUGACAGAGCUCUAGUGUCCUUUAAGUGGUAAACCAAUCAGACUUUGGCCUUGACUUUGCUCACCUGAAGGGAUGUAUUGCUAUAUUGAUAAUAUUAUUAUUAUUAUUACUACGACAAUGAUGAUGUAUGAAGGUGACUUAAUUUAUUUUAAAUAAAUAUUUAAUUUGUACAAGAGGUUAAAAAUAAAUAAAACAUCUGUUUAGAGUUUA